This is a messenger RNA of Vanessa tameamea, 1177 nucleotides long. Its product is annotated as trypsin-7-like. The record is from RefSeq and is a predicted model, not a curated record. Bases 39 to 962 code for a protein of 307 amino acids. NCBI's taxonomy places the organism in Eukaryota, Metazoa, Arthropoda, Insecta, Lepidoptera, Nymphalidae. Gene Ontology annotation, molecular function: serine-type endopeptidase activity. The transcript is spliced from 6 exons. Gene Ontology annotation, biological process: proteolysis.
AAGUGAAUUCUGACACAGUACAGUGAGUCUUGUUCAUAAUGAGUGCGCGAAGGACAGUCAUGUGCCGACGGUUUGUGUUAGCUGUAUUGUUAAGUAUGUUCCUCCUGUCCGCUGCGGAAAAUGAAACUGUAUACAGUGGACUGUUGACACCCGGAUGCGCCCAGCAUUACCACAGGAUAUACGUGACGAAAGAAGUUCCCGCUCGGAAAUAUAUGUACCACCAUGAAGUCCUUGCUGGUCAGCAAGGCGACAGUGACCUCAAGACCAUAGAUAUACGGUGGAGGAUAGUGGGGGGCGUCAAGAUUCCAAUCCAAGAUGCUCCGUACCAAGUUUUGCACGGCAAGUACUGUGGAGCAGCACUGAUAGCACCAGAAUGGGUCAUAACUGCUGCUCAUUGUAAUUCCAAGGAAACACAUGUUUACGCUGGUUCGACACACCGAAGUCACACAAUAGGGUAUUUAAUUUGCGCGCAUUUUAUACACCCCUUAUGGAACGUUACCAAUAGACAGCAUUCUCACGACUACGACUACCAGUUGGUUCUGUUAGAAACUCCGAUACCUGUCAGUUCAGUCGCUAGACCCAUUGCGAUUGGAAAUGUUGGAGAUAUCAUACCAGGCACUAUGGUCUCAAUAAGUGGAUGGGGUCAUCUGGCGUUUAAAAAAAGCAAAAUGCAAGAUCUGCUACAACGAAUAUUUGUACCUAUAAUAGCAACCGAAGAUUGUAAGACUAUUCCUCAUGAAUCCUACACUUUCAUGACGACGAGAAUGUUCUGUGCGGGAGAUCUUGACGGUUUUAAGGAUUCUUGUCAGGGCGACUCAGGCGGGCCAGUUGUGGUAAAUGGGAAACUAAUAGGUCUUGUCUCAUUUGGUAUAGGAUGUGCAACUCCGAAUAAACCAGGUGUAUAUGCCAACGUACCGUAUGCUAGACCAUGGAUAAGAAAAAUCACUGGUUUACCUUUAUAAUUAAGAAAUGACGUUCGUAUAUAAAUAUUAAUAUUUUCAAUGUUAACAUGAAUGAUAAAUAAAAGGUGAUUAAUAGUAUUACCCGGUGGAACUCCUAGAUUUUGUGCCAUCAUAUACAGGUAUUCUUAAGUAUAUUAUUUUAGUUAUUUUGCAAUGUGUAAAAUUACAAAUAAGUUAAACACAAAUCAUAUUAUGUUAUUUUUAGUUUCAAUUAA